This is a messenger RNA of Ceutorhynchus assimilis (cabbage seed weevil), 3115 nucleotides long. The record is from the annotation of a GenBank genome assembly. Lineage: Eukaryota; Metazoa; Arthropoda; Insecta; Coleoptera; Curculionidae.
AGGAAGGUUAUGUUUAUGCAUGUUUAUGUUUUUGGUUUUUGUUUUGUUGUAUAUUUUAUGUGUUAUGUGAAAAUUAUAUAUUUGUUUCUGACUUCAAAUUCAGUUAUGUGUGAUGAAAUUCUGCACCUAAACCAAAACCCCAAAAAAUGUCCAAAUCUGGAAAAGGAGGAACAGUUGGUUACGUUGUACCCCUAGGGUUUAGUGAGGGAGAACGAUUUUCCAGUUUUGAAGAAUUCAAUACCAGAUUCAAAGAGGCAUGUCAAGCCAAUAAUGUCGGUUUUUUCAAAAGGAGCGUUCAAACCAUUGAAGCAGCCAAGCGUAAAGUCAAUCACAGCUUUAGGCCAGAGUUGAAAUAUUACUAUGUGAGAUAUAAAUGCGUUUUCUCACGCGUAUUAGCUGGAAAAGGACAGACACCAUCAAUGACUAAAAAAGUUCUUACUGCUUGUCCAGCCGCAAUAUCAAUACACCUAAGAACCACCGACGUUGAUCAAUUUCUUCAAGUAGUCAAUGUAGAAUGGUUUCAUAAUCAUCCUGUGAGCAAAAAAGCCGAAGAUACAGAUAGUGAUAUUGAUAACAUUAUUGAAGGAUCUCCAGAAUACGAAAAUUAUAGAGCAGUUUUAGCAAAAGGUGAACGUAUUGCAAAGCUGGCUGCUGUCAGCGACAAUAAACGAUUUCAAGAAAUUCUUAAAAAUCUUGACGAUUUAAUUUUCUAUUUGAAAUGCUUCGAAAAUGAGGAUGAAGAAAAUUUGGAACUCACCAAAAAUAAUACAGGAGAACUUAGAACUUAUUGAACUUGAAAGUGAAUAAAAAUAUUUGCAUGAGAGCUGACUAAGUUUGUUAUGUGUGAGCAGUGCGAUUGUUACGAAAGAUUCAAUACUGCCAAAUAUAUGUGUUAAGUAACCAACGAACCUUUAUUAACUAUUGUUCAAAAUUACAUACAGGGUGAUUUACGAGAAUAGCUUGCAGGUGGACUAGUUGCUAUCUCUAGCACUUCAUAAGUCCCUAACAACCUUAAAUAAAUAGAUGAGUCACCUCUUUACAACAAAAUGUAUUAAGAAACGCUGAAUAUAAACACAAAUGCAGCCAUUUGUCUAUCAUCAUCUAACAAACUGUAGGCAAGGAUCUCUUGAAUUUCAAUAAACUUACACCUGGACCUGUUACCUGUUACAAUUACCUCACCAUUGCCUAUUCUGCGUCGAGAAACACUGGAGUAGUGCUGGUUUGAAUCUUAAAGUUGAACAUUUUUAAUAACUUGGGACAGCUAAUCAGCUGAUAAUCUUUUUUCAUCAUACUGUACAGGGUGAUCUAUUAUAAAUGUCACCACCUGCUAGCUUUUUCAUUUGACGUUUUUGACAGAAGUGUCAAAUACAAAAGUUUAGGAAAUUGUCAAAACUUUUUAACGUCAGCUUUAGUUCUUCAAUCGGUCGAGCUUAGCUUCGAUAGCUCGAGCAGUCGUACCGGACGGUCGUGUUAGCCAGCUCCGAGAGUAUUGCAAAUUUGAUUUGAUUUGUUUUGAAUUGAUUUGUUUUGUUUUGCAUCACAUCGUUAUGUUCGUUUUCGUUGUGCGUGUAUUUUUGUAAACUUGGCCUAAUUACCUUGCCAUUGAUCCAGUUCUUCAAAGUUCAAAGUUUAAUGCAAAAUUUGUGUUUGUUUAUGUUGCAUUUACAGAAACUAAAAGAGAGAACAAAAAUAAAAAUGGAAAGUUUUUGUUCAAAAUGUUUUAAAAGUUGCGUGCAUAAGGCCCAUCCAGCUGAAAAUGAAUUAUUUGGAGCAACAUAUUGUGAUUCUUGUUAGUUACUUUAUUGUAAAAGCUGUGCAGAACUUAAAACAACUGAAGCUCACACAUUAGCCCUCAGUGAAAGAGUCUAAUUAUUUUACUGUCAAUCUUGUAAAGAUGAAUUUAGAAAUAUGUGUUUUAAUGAGGAAAAAUUGGAGAAGCUAUUUAACGAAAACAAAAGACUAAAUGAAGUAAUAGAGCUUCUGGAGAGUGAAAAUGAAGAUUCCGUCGCAAAACUAAAAAAGCAGAUUACUGAAUUAAACAAAGUUAUUAUUGCGAAAGAUGAUAUACUUCAACGAGAGAGAAGGAAAACAAUAGACUUUCAGGACGAUGUUUUUUCUGCAGAAAAUUCACUGGAAGAAAAAAUCAAGAGACAAGAAAAAAUUAUUAGAACUUUGGAAAGGGAAAUUGGUGGCACAAAGAACGAUAUUACUAUGCAUCAAAAAAAAUAUGAAGAAGUUCUGGUAAAAAAUAAAAGUUUGGAUAAAAAAAUCGAAAAGAUUAGGCUAUCUAGUGAAUCUGACACCAAACGUAUUGAUGAACUGAUACAGAGGAACGAGAAUUUGCAGCAGAUAAUAUUGGACGAAGAUAAGAAACGUGAUAAACUGGUAAAAGAGCUAGAUGAUUUGAAGUCAAUGAGAAAUCAAAUGCUUUCAACAAGUAGUACACAGUACACUUGAGAAUGAUAAUGAUUAUAUGCCAGUGAGAAUAAAAACAUGAAUAAAGAAAUAUUCCAGUUUAAGCAGCGUAAAGUUUCGAAAAAGGAUGAUCAAAAAAGUCAAUCAGAUGGUAAUUGCUGACACAACUGCUAUGAAUUCGCUUGUUGAUUUCAAAAAGGUUAAAAAUUCUAAGAAUAAAGUUGUUAUUUCAACUGAUGUUAUAUGAUGCUAUAGACAAAUCAAUGGAGGACAACUAAGUAACUCAGCUGGUAAAAGAACCUUAUACUACAAUAAAGGAUAAUAUACAUAGUUCAGACUGUUAUGUGGAGGAUUUGACUGAGAAGGACUAUGUUGUUUUGAUAGCAGGACUUAACGACACUGAUAUCCGAAAAGAUCACAAAUAUUGCUAUUAAAUAAGUGUUUUAGAACGAAUUUAAUAGUCUGCAACCUCCUAUAUAAGAAUAACUACGGCAAGAAACGUUUGUAUGUUAGAAAUGUAAAUCAAAAACUUAGGGAAGUUGCCCAAAAACUACAAAUUUUCUCUAUUGUAAUGUCCUAGUUUUAGCCAGCCAAAUAAAAGAGUCAAACCAGUUUUAUUGCAAUUUUAUUGUCUUCGAUUGAUUAGGUGACAUGAUCGAUGUUGUUGCUUAGGUUGCUGUUGCAGAAAAGAGGGAUUUUG